AUGCGUAUUUCUCCUCCGGCAGUGCCAUCCGAGACGGACUAUCAGCAGGAACAGUGUUGGAACAAGUACUCCCAAUGUGAUGGCCUGGAGUUGCGUCUUGGAAACCUUUCGAGGGCGGGCAACUUUCAGCAGAGCAACUUCGACUCACAUGGAAAGUUCGCCCCUGACACGCCUCCACUGAUGCUUCAGGAACUGGAGUGGAAUAAUUUGUGGAGAAGUAAUCAGCUCCCUCUCUUCGAACGAAUCGAUACUCGAGCUGGUCUUCGCAUGUCUCUAGGGGAUAUGGUGGCUGGCAGUCUUCACCUCUUCUUGCAAAGAAAGCACUUGAAGAGAGUCGAAAACCUGAAGAAAUCUAUCCAGUUUGUACCCGUCCAAUUCCAGGAGUACAAGACGACAUCCCCGUCCGGUUUCAGCUUUAUGAAAGUGGAGGGCGUGAGCUGUGACCCAUCUAUUGGCAACUCCAUCACUUGGUCUUUUAAACCUCGACUGGAACAUGACCAGGAAAACACUAAGCCCAAGUCAUCACGCUUCGUUUCAAUCUGUGAGAAGUUGGCUCGCAGAUCCAGAGACACGUUACCAUCGUUUUGCCAGCAAAACACCGCAAACAUGUUUUCCUCGCUGCCAAUAUUACCGAAACUCCAAUACGGUUGCGAGGCGUACAACAGUUGCAGCCUGCUUUUCUCCAUGACGAGACUGUCAUCGCUGCUGUCUUCUGAAGUAUUGAAACUUACGAGCUUUUGUCCCGGCGUAAGUGCUCGUUGCAACAGCACAGUAUCAGAAGGUUCGUCGCUGCUUUGCCAGAUGACAUUGCUUCCGCUUUCGUCCAGGAGCAUUAUGGUUGCGCGAUUGGAAAUGCAGAGCCACCGGUCGCCUCUGUUUGCAGUUUUCGUGGACCAUACGACAUCACCGUCUUCUUCGACUUUAAGCUCUCCAUCUGUGGAUGACCGGUCUUGUGAGAUCCCAAAACUCCCUUGGAUUUUGGAUGGCAAUGAGUGCCAGGAAAAACGAUUUUGGCGUUUCAGCGUUAUAACUCAGCAUCCACACCUGCGGCCACUCAAACCGUAUGGAUCAAGCGGAUACAAAGGACCAUCUAUUUUGGUGGUGAAAUUCCUGUGCCGCUUGAGCAGAGCGAAGGAUGAAGACCAACGAGACGAGGAAGUACAGCUCUCUGCUAGCCAUGGCUUGUGUUGCUGGAGAGCGCGCUCACAUACUCGGGAGUUCCAGCGACUCGAAGCAUUAGCUUUGAAGAAGUCUUUCCGCAAGAAAUUGUCUCGUCGGGACUGUUUCAACGCUAAUUGCUAUUCAAUGCGGCACUGCAAUGUGACCAUAAACACUGCGCGACGCUGCGACGUAGGGAACGAAGAACACGAUUCUGAACCACCAAACCCAAAACUCCUAGAAGCAUUGUGAUCGGCGAUUCUCUUGUUGAACAAGGACGAAAUACUUCCUCCGAAGAGGCAAUACUAUACCUACGUUUAAAUUAUACUCCGGUUUAACUAUCGACCACUAUUUUGUGAGAAAAUUGCAAAUGACGUCGAUGACAUCGAUGAAUCCAG
Molecule: messenger RNA, 1556 nt
Organism: Selaginella moellendorffii
Lineage: Eukaryota; Viridiplantae; Streptophyta; Lycopodiopsida; Selaginellales; Selaginellaceae
Exons: 8
Coding region: 1-1410 (469 amino acids)
Source: RefSeq, a predicted model, not a curated record